AUGGAGGUUUCUAGCAACGAGUUUGGUCAGGUCUACUUCCAGGCCUACGCGGAGACGUGGCAGGGUGUGCUGCAGCCGAGUGGUCAGCAGCUCAUUGUCACAAAGCCCAUGGCUAAGGAUGGUGUGACCGAGGGUUUCUAUUCUUAUGACUGUAUCCCUAAAUAA
Plenodomus lingam JN3 is the source of this 165-nucleotide messenger RNA. NCBI's taxonomy places the organism in Eukaryota, Fungi, Ascomycota, Dothideomycetes, Pleosporales, Leptosphaeriaceae. The record is from RefSeq and is a predicted model, not a curated record.